This is a messenger RNA of Heterobilharzia americana, 381 nucleotides long. The record is from the annotation of a GenBank genome assembly. Lineage: Eukaryota; Metazoa; Platyhelminthes; Trematoda; Strigeidida; Schistosomatidae.
AUGGAAACAUAUGAUGUUAAGCCAAACCAAUGUCAUGUCGGAAUUUUGUUUUGCAGUGAAUGCAACAAUAUGUUAUAUCCAAAGGAGGAUAAACGUACAAAAACUUUGUAUUAUUCUUGUCGUAACUGUGAUUAUUCUCAAGAGGCAGAUAAUCCUUGUGUUUAUAUUAACAAACUUGAACAAGAAGUCGAUGAAUUGUCGUUAAUCGUCCCUGAUGUUGUUCACGAUCCAACAUUGCCUCGAACUGAAGAUCAUAUAUGUCGUCGAUGUGGUAAACAAGAGGCUGUAUUUUUUCAGUCUCAAACACUAAAAGCUGAGGAGAAUAUGCGUUUAUAUUACGUUUGUACAAAUGUUGAAUGUUUACAUAAAUGGACUGAAUGA